AUGAAAGAGAACUUUGAAACUUGUACACCAACUAAAGAGAACUAUGAAACUUGUACACCAACUAAAGAGAACUAUGAAACUUGUACACCAACUAAAGAGAACUUUGAAACUUGUACACCAAUGAAAGAGAACUUUGAAACUUGUACACCAACUAAAGAGAACUAUGAAACUUGUACACCAAUGAAAGAGAACUUUGAAACUUGUACACCAAUGAAAGAGAACUUUGAAACUUGUACACCAACUAAAGAGAACUAUGAAACUUGUACACCAACUAAAGAGAACUUUGAAACUUGUACACCAAUGAAAGAGAACUUUGAAACUUGUACACCAACUAAAGAGAACUAUGAAACUUGUACACCAACUAAAGAGAACUUUGAAACUUGUACACCAAUGAAAGAGAACUUUGAAACUUGUACACCAACUAAAGAGAACUAUGAAACUUGUACACCAACUAAAGAGAACUAUGAAACUUGUACACCAACUAAAGAGAACUUUGAAACUUGUACACCAAUGAAAGAGAACUUUGAAACUUGUACACCAACUAAAGAGAACUAUGAAACUUGUACACCAACUAAAGAGAACUUUGAAACUUGUACACCAAUGAAAGAGAACUUUGAAACUUGUACACCAACUAAAGAGAACUAUGAAACUUGUACACCAAUGAAAGAGAACUUUGAAACUUGUACACCAACUAAAGAGAACUUUGAAACUUGUACACCAACGAAAGAGAACUAUCAUCUACAAUUUUACUACCAGACAAGUGCCAAGAGUAUGUUGACACGAUUAGAGUUUUAUUUCUUAUAG
Molecule: messenger RNA, 804 nt
Organism: Biomphalaria glabrata
Lineage: Eukaryota; Metazoa; Mollusca; Gastropoda; Planorbidae
Product: mucin-2-like
Exons: 1
Coding region: 1-804 (267 amino acids)
Source: RefSeq, a predicted model, not a curated record